This is a messenger RNA of Xylaria bambusicola, 801 nucleotides long. RefSeq lists its product as uncharacterized. NCBI's taxonomy places the organism in Eukaryota, Fungi, Ascomycota, Sordariomycetes, Xylariales, Xylariaceae. Gene Ontology annotation, cellular component: PcG protein complex; transcription regulator complex. Gene Ontology annotation, molecular function: DNA-binding transcription factor activity, RNA polymerase II-specific; RNA polymerase II cis-regulatory region sequence-specific DNA binding. Bases 1 to 801 code for a protein of 266 amino acids. Gene Ontology annotation, biological process: regulation of transcription by RNA polymerase II. The record is from RefSeq and is a predicted model, not a curated record. The transcript has a single exon.
AUGCAAGCCCGCGACGCUACAGGCCGCCAGGUAUCGUUACUAAACGAUGACAUCUAUGCCAGCCACCCCUCCUAUCCAUCACCCACUCAGUCACCGCCGGCCCACACACCAGAACUCAUGCGUUCAGACUCAUACGACUCUAAUGCUAGCUACGACGCUUUCUCCCCAUUAACACCGAAUGUCUAUGACUAUUCGGCGCGGCCAUACUACGACGAUUAUCUUGAAGACAAGCAGCCGUCUUUGAAACACCCUACCUAUGUUACUGCCCACCGUGCUGGUUCGUAUGAGGAUGACAGUUCAAACACCUCUCAGGAAAAGCCAGGGAAGCGCUACCCUUGUCGGUAUCGUGAAACCCAUGGCUGCGAGAAGACAUUCACGACAUCAGGUCAUGCCUCGCGCCACUCCAAGAUUCACACAGCUGAGAAGGCUGUCCAGUGCACAUUCCCGGGCUGCCACAAGAAGUUCACGAGGGCAGACAAUAUGAAGCAGCAUCUGGAGACCCACUUCAAGGACAAGUCGAGAGCAUCCAGCUCCAAAUCGAAGAGUUCUUCCAUGUCUUCGUCAAAGCGUGCAUCCGUGUCUUCCAAGUCAUCAUCUUCGACCCAGAGCAGCCGGGCUUCUCGUGACAUUCAGAUGUGGGAUGUCGAGCAAUACGGUGCAGAUUACAUGCCCUUGCCCUCUCCCGGUGGGGUCUGGGAUAUGCGAAGCUUGAACUCACCCCUAUUGAGCCGCCCAGGCGCUGCCCGGACAAGCAGCGGCUUGGAUGCCUUAGCAGCCAUAGCCUGCCAGGAAGGCGCUUAA